GGUGCGCGCGCGACGCUCCAGUCGGCAAUCCGCCCGGGCGGGCGCCAUACGACCGGAAUCUGCGCGAGCGACACAUUCGCGAUUAAAUAAAAAUUUCAGUGAAAUAUAACGCGAACACAACACUAUUGUUAACACGCGCGCGCACGAUUCUGUGAACCAAUACGAGUAAAGUGAACGAGUCUCGAGUGCAGUGAGCGACAGACCCGCACAACGAGAGAGCGAUCAGGGGUAUCGAAGAUCCCUUAUAACGAAACGAUUCGAGACAGGCGUUGUACCUCUUGGACUUUGCCCCUCGAAAUAUAUCGCUCUGUGACUGUCAGGCACCAAGUUAUCCUGCACCGCUCUUAAAAAUCGUUAAAACGAAAUUUCUCGAACAAACCCCCCUUUGUGGCCACAGGAGGGGUUUUAUUUUUAAGGAGAAAAGAUCUCUAACGUGACGUCACGUCUCUUAAAUAUUUUUUUCUAUAAUCUUUAAAAAAGGUUAAACUAAUCCGCAUUUUUAAUCUGUAUAUUACAUACUAGUAAGUGUUUACAGAGUGUAAAUAAGUAUUGCAUAAAUUAUUAACCUUAAAAUUACGACAUUGUAACUAUAAUACUAGUCAUUCAUCUAGUGUAUUUAUUUAAAUUAAUCUAUUUAAAACAAAAAAAUAAUAAAAAAAUGCGUGGUUCUUAUUAAAAAAAUAUCUUAUCUGUAACUACCAAAGAGUGUAAACCGUCCAUUUCGCGCGUAAAUUUGAAAAUACGCGCCAAGAAUUGAGGCAAAGGAUUAGCGGCAUUCUGCCAGGAUUAAAAAUGCAGACACAAAUGGGUGUUGGCGGAGAGCUGCAGAGGAGCUACCGGGUGCAGGAUUUCGCCUCCCCGGGAGUUAUCAUGCGAGAGCGGAGUUUCGUACGGCCACAAUCGCAUCACAAUAUGCAUCAUAACCAGUUUCCGAAUAAUGGGAAACGGCGGAGCAUGAUCUUAACAAACGCAAAAGGAAAACCUACUCUGGAAAUCUAUAGACCACCAGGUGUACGCACAGACGCCGUGGCGGUGACCAGCGGCUCCACCACGGGCUCGACGGCCACCACGCCGACGACGCCCUCCAACAAGCUGAACGUGCACGCCAAGGAGUUCACCAUGGCCAAACCGUCUGAUCUGCAAAAUAGGUCGGCAGUAGGCCUGGGGUUCGCGAGCGUGGGGCUGCAGCACUCGCGCUCGGCGGUGCUGCACGCGCAGGUGCCGCCGCACUACCGGCCCGUGAUGCCGCCGCACGCGCUGCUCGCCAGCGCCUCGAGCGGGAACGUGCCUCACGCUACGGGCGGCCCGCGCGUCCACUUCAAGCUCCAACCGCAGCAGCUUAUAUCCGAGAAGAAGAAAUCGCCCCCCUCUAGCCUCUCGAACGGGAACGGCAAGAGCGUGCGCCCGCAGUCGUUCACGCCGGGGCUCAAGCGCUCCAAGUCGCUGACGUCAGCGGACGCGCUCGCGAGCGGCAUGGCGGCGCUCGGGCUGGCGGCCGACGCGGGCGACCUCGGCGCCUUCCCGCCAGAGAUACAGGAGUGUAUCGACAAGGCGCUGGAAGGUGAGCGAGACGACCCGAACGCGGUGUGCGCGCGCACGCUGAUGGACGCGGUGGGGCACCUGGUGGGGCGCGCGGUGGAGUCGCCGCGGUACGCGCUGCCGGCCGCGCGCCGCUGCAUCGCCGUCGUGGAGCGCGAGCACGGCGAGACGUUCCUCGAGUCGCUGCUCAACACGUGCCAGCAGUGGUACCACGACCGGGACAAGUUGUUGGGCGCGAUGGUGGGAGGCGGGCGGCCUCGUCUGAUGGCGUUCCUGUCGUUCCUGUUAGAGAUGUACUGCCAACUGCGCCGUCGUGCGAUACAGCGCCGCGGGGCCAGCGCUCAGCCGGGACAGGUUCUGCUCACGCUAAUUUGCAAGUGCUGCGAGGACUGCAUCCGACAACCUGUGCCGUCGCCCAGUGAUACGGAGAACCUCUUCUUCGUGCUGACCUACAUUGGUCGGGACCUGGAAACCCAGUUACCAGGUGACCUGGAGCGGCUGCUAACUGCUGUACGAGAUGCGUUUAUAAACACAGCAGCUGCACCGUCUAUCCGCCGCACGCUGCUGCAGCUGAUCGAGCUGCACGCGUCUCGCUGGCAGCUGCCCGGCUGUGCGGUACUGUACUACUAUCCGUCGUCUAAAUAACCAAUGUAUUAAAGCAGCCCCUAAAGUAGUUGAGCUGCAUGUGUCGCGUUGGAAGGUGAUACGCUGCGCGGUACUGUAUUGCUAUCCGUCGUCUUAAUAGUCACGUUUUAAAGCGGCAGUAGUUGAGCUGCUUGCCUCGCUGGUAGCUGCCGGGCUGCGCGGUACUGUUAGAACAGACGGAUAGUAGACUAUCCGUCGAAUAAAUAGCCCAUAGUUGAUGGCACAUAGCAAGCUAUCGUCGACGUUCUCUAGCGGCCUGUAUAACAAUAAACUGAUGAUGUUGAUGAUGGUAUUGCGCGCAUCGCGUUGGUAGCUAACGGGAAUCGCGAUGGUGUACUACUCCCUCUUCUUUAAAUAGUUGAUAUCUAGGGAUGUCGUGCUGGCAGCUGCAUGUUACACGCUGGCAGUAUUGUACAUCUGCCCCUCCUCUUAAUAGUUUUAGGAAGUAUUGCGAGGUAUACUAGGUGAGAUUGCCGGUGUAGGAUAUAAAAGCUUCUGUUUAAACCACCCCCCUUUAAGAAACUCAGCUGACUUCU
Colias croceus (clouded yellow) is the source of this 2720-nucleotide messenger RNA. Its product is annotated as CBP80/20-dependent translation initiation factor. Gene Ontology annotation, molecular function: translation activator activity; protein binding; RNA binding. Gene Ontology annotation, cellular component: cytosol. NCBI's taxonomy places the organism in Eukaryota, Metazoa, Arthropoda, Insecta, Lepidoptera, Pieridae. The transcript is spliced from 11 exons. Gene Ontology annotation, biological process: regulation of translational initiation. The record is from RefSeq and is a predicted model, not a curated record. The coding region runs from base 793 to 2184 and encodes 463 amino acids.